Messenger RNA from Lodderomyces theae, 1722 nucleotides. RefSeq lists its product as uncharacterized. Lineage: Eukaryota; Fungi; Ascomycota; Pichiomycetes; Serinales; Debaryomycetaceae. The record is from RefSeq and is a predicted model, not a curated record. The transcript has a single exon. Gene Ontology annotation, molecular function: amino acid transmembrane transporter activity. Bases 1 to 1722 code for a protein of 573 amino acids. Gene Ontology annotation, cellular component: membrane. Gene Ontology annotation, biological process: amino acid transmembrane transport.
AUGGGUAUCAAGGACAACUUGGAAAAGAUUGGCGUUACACGAAAGAAGAUUUAUCGUGGAUCAUCAGCAUCUUUAAACAUAGUGAUUUCCAAUUCACAAGUGGUUGAAGUUGAUGAAAAGACGGGUAAAGUAUUAUCGCGUUCCAACUCCGAAGCAAGCGCCCACACAUUUGAACCAGAAACUCUAGAAAGAGGUUUAAAGUCCAGGCAUGCUCAAUUGAUUGCCAUUGGUGGUGCUAUUGGUACUGGGUUGUUUGUUGGGUCUAGUACAGCAUUGGUCACUUGCGGACCAGCGUCACUUUUCCUCUCGUAUGUUAUUAUGUCGUCAGUGGUUUACUUUGUCAUGCAGAUGUUGGCAGAAAUGACAAUAUUCUUGCCGGUGCCUGGUAAUGGUCCAUUGGCAUUCAUUAACGAUUGCUUGUCUCCUUCAUUUGGAUUUGCAUUUGGUUGGAACUAUUGGUAUGCAUUCAGUGUGUUGGUUGGUGCCGAAGUCACUGCUGCUGCUGUUGUGAUUGAGUAUUGGACAAAGUCGGUAAGUACAGCUGUAUGGAUCACCAUCUUGUUGGCAGUUAUCAUAUUUAUGAAUAUGACUUCGGUCAAAUUCUUUGGUGAAGCUGAAUUUUGGUUUGCAUCGAUAAAGAUUAUUGCUUUGGUGGGGUUGAUCAUCUUGAGUAUUGUGUUGUUUUUUGGUGGUGGUCCAAACCAUGAUCGAUUGGGGUUCAGGUAUUGGAAACAUUCACCUUUCAAAGAACAUCUUACUGGUGGCGCAACUGGAAGAUUCUUGGGGUUGUGGACAGCAAUUAUCAAAUCGGGGUUCUCCUAUAUUACUUCGCCUGAAUUGGUAUCCACAACAAUGGGUGAAACUGUGGCACCUAGAUAUAAUGGAGCCAAAGCAUCGCGUCGUUUCAUCUGGCGUUUGAUCUUCUUUUACGCUUUGGGUACUUUGAGUAUUAGUGUCAUUGUCAGCUCAAAUGAUAAGCAAUUGUUUGGUGGUGCUUCUGAUGCUUCGGGUAGUGCAUUCACGGUUGCUAUAAAGAAUGCUGGUAUAAAAGGUUUGAACCAUGUUAUCAAUGCUGUCAUUCUAACGUCGGCGGCAUCGGCUGGGAACUCAUUCUUAUAUUCGGCUUCAAGAGCAAUCUUCUCCAUGGCACAAAGAGGCAAAGCUCCCCGAAUUUUUACUACAGUCAACCGAUUUGGAGUUCCAUACUAUGCUGUUGCCAUAUCAUCAAUCUUUGGAUUCUUGGCCUACUUGAAUGUUUCUUCUUCCUCAGCAAAUGUGUUUAACUGGCUUACAAACAUCUCCACCAUUUCGGGGUUCUUGGCUUGGUUAGCUUUGGGAUUUACUUAUCUUCGUUGGAGAAAAGCAAUUGCUUUCCAUGGCCUUAGCGAUAGAGUGCCAUACAAGUCUAAAUUGUUGCCUUAUGGUGCCUACUAUGUCAUCUUCAUGAUGGCAAUCAUUACCAUCACCAACGGAUACGCAGUGUUUUUUGAUUUCAACGGGGCUGAUUUCGUCGCUGCAUAUGUCACCUUACCCAUUGUCGUUGGUUUGUAUGCUGCACAUCGUAUUUACGACUAUUGGAAAAACGGAACUACACGCUGGUUGGUACCUAUUCAAGAAAUUGACUUGGUGACAAAUUUGGAUUUAGUUGAAGAGGAAGAACAGAAUUAUGAACCACGUGUGCCCAAGAAUUUCUUGCAAAGGUUUUGGUUCUGGUUGGCCUAG